AUAAAGUGAAUGCCAAGUUCUGUAGAACUGAUUGCGAACUAGCAAUAUUAUAUGGGAAUGAAUGUUGGGCUACUAAGAUACAUAUGUCUGCAAGAUAAGUGAUAUAAAUACGGAUGUUAAGAUGGAUGUGUGAUCAUACUAGAUUGGACAAAUUAGAAAUGAUCAUGUUGAUAAAGGGGACAAGUACGUACGGAUAAAACAUUGAGAGAAGAUCGCUUGAGAACAUAACACAGUGAAAACAAAUGGUCAAUAUAGUACCAGCCAAUAGAGAAAUUGUCCGAUCAUGGAACUUAGCGAAGUCUGGGUCUAGGAAACUGCAUUCAUCUAAUAUAUAUGUGAAAGAGCAGAGUUUUGGCUGUGUAAAAUACAUUAUUCUGCAAGGAUAUCUUUCUGGAUCAUUGUCCCAGAAAAUUUCAGUUAAAUGCAUUCCUUCAGAAGAACUAGGAUCAGUGGCAGCUACAGGCAACCCUGAUCAAAACAUUAUUAUGAUGGACUGUUCUAUAGCCAAUAGACUCAGGGAUGAGCUGGAAUUCAGUCGAGUCAAUUGUCUUGUGUGGGUACUUCAUGAAUCUGCAAGAAGCUUCUCAGUUGCAGUACAGACUCUUGAAUUGGCUAAAAAUGGGCCUGAGCUUGCAAGUGCAUGGGUUGGGGUGGAUGUGCAUGCCUGGCAUAAAAGCAUCGCAUAUCAGGUAGCAAUUUAUGCUUUGUUCAAAGCAGCAAUAGAAGUGGAGGUGUUUCUUUCUCGCAAACGCAGCAGCAACACUUCUUCUGUUCAUGAAAUCCUAUCCCCAAUCACUGACUUUCUUGGAGAGCGCAUUGAAAGUCAGUUGAAUUUGAGGAAUCCGAAGUUGGUGCAAUGGUUUAGAACACUGGAGCUGCCACGGAUUGCAGGAAUGUUCAUUCCCCUAUUCAAGAAAUGGUCUGUGGAUUAUGCAGGAAGUGGUGUUGCAGGAAAUAUCUUGGCUAUAAGCUGUUGCACUGCAGUGCAGAAAUUAGGUCCUGGACGAGUUUCUUGUCCUUUAUUUUCAGCUUCAGUUGAAGAUGCACUAGUAGAGCUCAUGAACUUGUCAGAGAGACUUGUUUCAGUUGAUAAAUUGCACUACUUAGCAACUGAGGCUGGAUUCGAAGAAGACUUCUUGUUCCAAUUUGGUAGAAAGGUUCUGCCAAGUAACAGUAUUGAAGAUGUAGAAUUUUGGAUAGGAUUGGUACAAAGUAAACUCAGUAAUGCAUUCCACAGAGAGAACGUGAUUGCAGACAAGCAUACUUUUCACGACAAGGUUCAAGAAAAUAGUUUAGCUACCCUGGGACUUUUUGCAUAUUUGGGAAGAGAGACGAGAUUGUUCCUCUCGGAAAUGGGAGUAAAGGAUCUUGAUGAGCAAACUAAAGAUUUUCUGAGUUACUUAGAAUGCGGUAGCCUUCUUAUGCAUCCAGAAUUCUCCACUCUCUCUGAAUAUCAGCUCUUCAUGGAGGUAGUAGUCAAUGAAAUUGGGUGGCUCGACUUUUAUGCUGCAGCUGCUAGCAAAUUUUGUGUCAAAAGAAGAUCCAAACAACAACCAAUCCAAGCGGAGAAAGAAAUAAUUUUGUACACUGUUUUAACUGUAUGCUACGAUAUUAUAGCUGGAUUCGCCCACUAUAGCAAUUCCGUGCAGCAGCCAUUAGAUGCAAAAUUACUGGACUUCUUGCUUCAGAGUCAGAGUCUGCUGUCUGUAUGUCUGGAGGACUACUGGGCAGCCUAUGAUAGAACAGGAGGAGUGCAAAAAUUUGCUGAUAGAAGUGCAUCUGAUCCAGCGGCAUCUUUGAUUAGUAAAGGUGGAAUGGGUUCAUCCAUCCUAUGGGAAGCAAAAGAGAGGCCAACUGACUUGAUAAAAAAGGAAAAGCAUCAUUCUGGAUCUAGAUUGAAUCAGGCCACCAGCUCUGCUGUGAUGGACCCUGUGACGCUGGUGAAGUUGGAUUGCUCAAUUGCACCCAAACCACUGCAUGAAAAUUUACUCAGAAAAUCUACAACCAAGCUGUUAUCUGCAAGUGCUGAUAUCUGGAUGGGUACUGAAUUGCUCUUUACAGACGUAUCGGAUGCUUUAGGGCUACUUAUAAAGCAGUUGAAAGGCCGUCGACUCACAAAAAGGGAGAGAAAGAAAAUGAAGAGAACGCUGGGUGAUAUUGCUACCCUUGUUCCCAUAACCAUCUUAAUGCUAAUCCCUGUUUCUGCCGUGGGUCAUGCAGCAAUGCUAGCCGCAAUCAAGAAAUAUAUCCCAAGUUUGAUUCCUUCUCCGUAUUCUUCUGAAAGGCUUGAUCUAAUAAAACAAUUAAAGAGAACGAAGAAGAAGGAAGUCCAAGCUCGGAGCAGCAUUGAGAACCCUUCUUCUAAAGUUGUAGAGUGAAUGCAAGCUGUGGAAAGCAACUUCAUUAUCAUGGUGUUGGUUCAGCUUAACUUCUGUAAAGUGGCAAGAGAAGUUGCACAUACACCUUAUUAUAGCCGAUGCAAGAAACUGUCUAUUAGAGGAAAUAGAAACAACACUCGUUCAAGAACACCUGUACACAAAGAUGCUGCUAAGUUUAGUUUUAGUUUUAGAGAAAGCAACUUAGAUUUUGAUCGAGUGUAUUUGCUUAGGCAUAAUCUGACUAUUGUUAAUAUUGUCCAUGGUUUAAGACAAAGCUUUUCGAGUUUCGAGGAACUUAUUUAGUGAGAGUGUGUGGCUGCUAACAACUCCCUAAGUUCUAAAUUUAUAAUCGUUACAAUUAUUUCCUUUUUA
Molecule: messenger RNA, 2750 nt
Organism: Lycium ferocissimum
Lineage: Eukaryota; Viridiplantae; Streptophyta; Magnoliopsida; Solanales; Solanaceae
Exons: 14
Coding region: 243-2378 (711 amino acids)
Biological process (GO): intracellular monoatomic cation homeostasis
Cellular component (GO): mitochondrial inner membrane
Source: RefSeq, a predicted model, not a curated record